Geodia barretti is the source of this 600-nucleotide messenger RNA. NCBI's taxonomy places the organism in Eukaryota, Metazoa, Porifera, Demospongiae, Tetractinellida, Geodiidae. The record is from the annotation of a GenBank genome assembly.
AUGGGCAAGAGACUUGAAGGGCGAGUAGCGAUUGUUACUGGCGCCGGCCGGGGGAUCGGUCGAGGUGUAGCAAUGCUUCUGGCAGAGGAAGGCGCAUCCGUCGUCGUUAACGACCUCGGCGGGGGUGUUGACGGUGUGGGAGGCUCUGACGCUCCCGCUUCUCAGGUAGUGGCAGAGAUCGAGGCUCGCGGUGGUACCGCAGUAGCCAACUUCGAUUCGGUUGCAGACCACGAGUCCGCUGGCAAGGUAGUACAGACGGCUAUCGACAACUUCGGUCGCAUCGACGUGGUGAACCACGUAGCCGGUAUCUUGCGCGACCGGAUGGUGUUCAAUAUGACUGAAGAGGAAUGGGACGCUGUAUUGCAGGUCCACCUCUACGGAGCAUUUAACAUGGUGCGUCACGCCGUACCACAUAUGAUUAACCAAGGGUACGGAAGAAUUGUGCUGUUCUCGUCCGGCUCCGGAAUGGGCGCAUCCGGGCAGGCGAAUUACGCAGCAGCCAAAGAAGGAAUGGUAGGCUUUACGCGGGCGCUCUCGCGUGAGCUUCACGAGCACGGCAUCAAGGUAACGCAGUUUAUCCGGGUGGCGCGACUCGCAUGA